Molecule: messenger RNA, 4814 nt
Organism: Cuculus canorus (common cuckoo)
Lineage: Eukaryota; Metazoa; Chordata; Aves; Cuculiformes; Cuculidae
Gene: RCAN2
Product: regulator of calcineurin 2
Exons: 4
Coding region: 225-818 (197 amino acids)
Biological process (GO): calcium-mediated signaling
Cellular component (GO): nucleus; cytoplasm
Molecular function (GO): calcium-dependent protein serine/threonine phosphatase regulator activity; nucleic acid binding
Source: RefSeq, a predicted model, not a curated record
AUUGCCGUGAGAGAUGGAAUAGCGCCGUUACUCUGCGGUGCCUGCUCAGUUGGUGGGUGGACAGAGGAGAGGCGAGGAGCACCUCAGUUCAGUGCAAAGAGCUCGUGUCAUUGUCAGCAUUGAAACACAAUUUUGGACUGUUCAGCUGCAAUCCUGAAGAUAUUUUUUUUCCUUCCGCCCGUUGUUACUGCGAGGUUGCCUAACUCUGUGUGCCACAGGGGGGGAUGCCAGCCCGUAGCAUGGACUGUGAUGUCUCCACUCUGGUUGCCUGUGGGGUGGAUGUGGAGAUUUUUGCCAACCAAGAGGUUAAGGAAAAAUUCGAAGGCUUGUUCCGUGCCUAUGAUGACUGCGUGACAUUCCAGCUCUUUAAAAGCUUCAGGCGUGUGCGGAUAAAUUUUAGUAGUCCUAAAUCAGCUGCUCGGGCCAGAAUAGAACUGCAUGAAACACAGUUCAGAGAGAAGAAGCUAAAGUUGUAUUUUGCACAGAUUCAGACCUCUGAGACAGAUGGAGACAAGCUUCAUUUGGCACCACCACAGCCUGCAAAACAGUUUCUCAUCUCGCCUCCAGCCUCCCCACCCGUAGGGUGGCAACCAAUAGAUGAUGCAACACCUGUCAUCAACUACGACCUCCUUUAUGCAGUUUCGAAGCUAGGACCAGGAGAGAAAUACGAGCUGCACGCAGGAACAGAGUCCACUCCCAGCGUGGUAGUGCACGUCUGCGACAGCGACAUGGAAGACGAUGAGGACCCAAAGAAUUCUCCAAAGCCCAAAAUCAUUCAAACUCGGCGUCCAGGUCUGCCACCUCCUGUAUCUAACUGAGCCUCUCUCCGGCAGAAGCAGCGCUUCUCUCCUCCGGCACAGCUCUUGGGUUUUGUUUGCUUUGUUUUGUUGAAGGCAGCCAUUGCCUUUUGAGCACCAGGACAUUUAAACUCAUUGCAAUCCCUUCACAGUAAUCAAUCUAUGUAAUAAAAGGGCUAGGAAAAAGAUCUUUGCAUAUGUAACCAUAUCACACACCAACUAAUAGAUUUUUCUGGAAAGGACAAAUCAAGGCUAAAGAAACAACGGAAGGUUUCAGUCUGAGGAUGUUUUGACAGCUAUAAUUUGCAUGCUGAAACACCCCUACCAGAGAGAUUGUUCAGGAUGGGUAAUUAGGCUGAUAUCAAGCUUGAUAUUCAAACUCCCCAAAUACUUGCUAGUGCCCUUCAUCAAGCAGCCUGCUCCUCUGCCCUCCUCAGUUCCCCAGCAGACCUCGGUCUCCUCCUCUUUUCUUUUUUUAAGGGGGGUUGCGUGUUGUUUUUAAUCUGCUGGCAGCUUGGUGGCCUUUCCAUCCCCUUGGAAUUUUCUGUAAGGAAAACUAUCUUUGCGGUAUUUUUAGGAAUAGUAGAAAACCACCCUGUUCCACCAAGAGCUGUAGAGUCUGCUGGGCCUUGGUGGUGGCAGGGAUGUGAGACCGAGCUCUCUGGGCUGUGGGGAGAAGGCAGCCGCUUGCUGGAGGGUCUGGGGUCUUUCUGUCUCUCUGAAGGAGAAGGGAGCCAGAAUAUCAACCGCGAUUGUCAUUUUAUCUCUCAUAAAGGUAAGAGUGGUACUUCUCUCUGAGUGUAAGGAAGAAAGAGGAGCUGACUGCUCAUUUAAGACAGGAUUUGUUGCUUUCUGUCAUAGCUGUAAGUUCUGUGAAGGACUGACUGAAUGCUUUCCUAGUGGUGUGUUGAAUAGCCCUGAAAAUGAUAGUCAUUACUGUACAUCCCAAAUAGUCAGACCUUUUCCCUCCUCAUAUCCUGUGUUUGAAGCCCUUCUUGAGCUGUAUGCAGUUGGGGUUUGUGGAGGCGAGGAGAGGUUAGUUGGUGUUCUUUUGUUGGUUUUCUUUUUUUGUUUUUUUUUUUUAGGCCAAAGAAAACAGGACCAUAACUACACACGUGAAAUUAGACUGCAUGCAAUUGAAUCCCCUUUUUUCACUCUGUCCUGCAUGUUUCUUUCACUUGCAAUGUAUACUGGGUUACAAAACUUGUUCUGUGUUGUCGUCAUGGCUGAGAGCAGACAGAUUUGGGAUUCCCCGUCUGGCAGACCUUCCAUGAUGACAGUUUUUCUAUGCGUACUUGUCAUUUUGAGAACAUGUUUUCUAGACAUCUGAGCUCAGAUUUUGCAUAUAUUUAAGCAUGCGCUUAAUUUAUGCACAUGAGUAGUUCCAUUGAAAUUAAUACCGCAGAAAACUGAGCGUGUGUAUAAGAUGCGGUGGGAUUUUGAAGCGAAUUGGCUGCAGCUGGACUCCCCAAAGUGACUAUAAAGUGGCACAGUGAGAUUCCACAACUCAUAAAAUCCUUUGUGAGUUAAAAUAAGUAAAUACAUCUUGGAAACUCAUUCUAGGAUCCGAGAAGUCAACUUAGGUUCUGUAAUCAAGACUUUUUGUCAUAAAACCUAACGAUGUGGUUCCUGAGAGAAGGUUCCAUCCUGCCCUUGGUUAGCAGUGAGGCUGUGAGCUCCAGCAAAGCCUGCUGGUGUCUUGGCUCUGCAGAGCUUCAAGGAGAAAAAGCGUUUUGAGUUGUCGGUGAAGACAGAGCUGCCAUUCUCGAUAUUCAUGGUGAGGAUGUUCUGAGAAUGAGGGCUUUACCAUUCUCGCGUAGUUCAUUCUCUGACCACCACAGCCCCAUAAUAUUUCUCUUGAGAUGUAGUGCUUUACUUAGCAUCUAUCUAUAAGGUGAUACUUGUUACUUCAUUAUGGAUGUCAUCGUGCGUGGGCGACACUAAUAGAAGCAUGUUAAAUAUGGCAGAGACUGAUCAAAAAAUGGGGCUUUAGUGUCCUCAUGAUAUCUCUGUGAAGUUGUCUUAAAGUAGCUCCUUAGAGGUUUCUUCAGUGAUGCAUUUAGAAUCGGUUUAAAUAAAUAGAGAACAAGUCACUCAUUGCCCUGGGUCUAUAAGGAUCCUAGAAUCCUAGAAUGGUUUGGGUUGGGCCAAAAGUACCUUAAAGCCUAUCCAAUUCCAACCCCCUGCCAUGGGCAGGGACACCUCCCACUGGCCCAGGCUGCUCCAAGCCCCAUCCAACCUGGCCUGGAACCCCUCCAGAGAUGGGGCAGCCACAGCUUCCCUGGGCAACCUGGGCCAGGGCCUCACCAAGCUGAUGUUCCCAUUGGAAACACCACCAGGGGCCACCUACAGUGUUUUGGGAGUAACAGCACUGUCUGAGAACAUGGAGAACGCUAAGGUCCAUGGGUUUUAGACCAAUAUAUAAAUAGGGAGAGUAAGAUCUUUUAUUGAUAUGUGCUGUAUGGAAGAAAUUACCAGCCACGUCCUUAGCUGAUAUAACCCACCAGAGAUGAUCUCCAGUCCAAGUGGAUCCUCUUGACUUUUUUACAUGCAGCAGUGUUGGAGGCCAAAUCUAGUCCUUGUAGCCGUGGACUCAAACUUCAGAGAGACUUGGUUCUGAACUAUGGACUUUGGCCUCAAAUGUUGUAAAACUAUACUGCAAAUUAAAGCAUUGGGUCUUAAAUGCUCUUUCCUCAAAGUACGUUUUCAGGCCCAUUUAAAAACAGGCCCCAUUCAAUACCCUUUGUCUUUAUAAAACUACGUAGUGCACCCAGGAGGGAGUGGGAUGUGGCACACCGGUUCAAGCACAGAAAUGGGAACAGCUACAAGCCUGAAAACACAAGAGAAGCCCCUUGUAACCAUGGCCAAAGCUUCUGUAUCACCUUUAUAGGACAAAACAGGGUCAACAGAAAAAAUGUUUCAGGUGUUAUGGAAUGAUGUCCCUCUCAUAAAAGCAUUUGUGACUCUUCAAAGAACCUGAUGUUUUGCUAAGGGCUGGUUCUUCCCUGGCACGGAAGAAAGGCGUCUCUCAUAAAACGCCCCUCUGGAAGCGCCACUGUCCUGUUUAACUCGGUGAUAAAUGACAGAGCCCUGCCUACUUCCAUGGAGUUUUCUUUUUUGAGCUCCAUCCCUCUGGCUUGCUCUUUUCCCAGGGUGUCCGCAGCGUUAAAGUAGAUUCUCUCUUGUAGUACUACUAUAAAUAGGAAUGAAAUCUUUGUGUUACAUGGCAGCUUCUGAUGCACAGUGACAGAGAAAACGUCCUUUAAUUUCCUUUGCAAAGCAGCAGGCUGCGAGCAGCAAUGCCCUGGAGCCCUCUGCUGAGUGGACCUUGCUCCUGCCGCUGCUUGGAAGUGAAGGGAGGAGAUCAGGGGAGUACAGUCACUGCUUCUGUUCCCGCUGCCUACUUGUCCUUUCUGACCCCUUCAGAUACAAAAUCCAAACGUUAACGACUUCCGAAGUGCAGCUAAAAGCAUGAAAACAUUGAUAGUGCACAGAGAAAGAGUAUUUUGGAAGAAAAGAACAAAAAUAAUUCUAUGGCCCUGAUCUUUGUAUUCAAGACAAGAUUGUACAAAGUCCUCCCUUCCCAGCUUAGACGUGUGUGCUCAAAUACACUGUUUUCAGCAAGAAAACAUGGCAAGAGCAUCUUUUCUUCAACUGUAACAAAGACUACAGGCAGUUACUGUGAAGUGCUUUAUAUUAUGGGGCUUGGAGCAGCCUGAUCCAGUGGGAGGUGUCCCUGCCCAUGGCAGGGUGUGGGACUGGAUGGGCUUCGAGGUCCCUUCCAACACAAACCAGUCCAUGAUUCUAUAAAAACAUGCCCCAUGGAUAAAUUGUUUAUCAUGUAUUUGACCCCAAAUUGAGUGGGAGGGAUUGGUGAGUUUUAUUUUGGUCUUUUUUUUCCCCCCCUCCCUCCCAUCCAGCAACAGUGGAAAAGCUUUUCUGCAAGACGGGAGGCUGUUCCUUGUGCUGAGUAAGAGACUGAAUGCCAGACUUGAUUCCAGUCUGAGCACUGUGACA